AUAUUUCUCAUAAUUAAUAUAAUGAAUCGAUGGUCUUCUGUGCCCGAUGUUACAGAAAUCAUUCUGAAUGAUCCUGUAGGCCCAGCAUUUAAUGGCAACGAAAUACAGAAUGCAUUGGAAGCAGCAUCGACGAAAGCUGAAAUGUGCCGUUAUAAAAAUUUCGACUUUUACUCGAAAAAAUGUGAAUUAGCAGAAUCGCAAAAUUUUUGUUUUAACAAAAUGAAAGAAGCUGCUAAGAAAGCAUUCGUUAUUGGCUUGCUUUCGGAAUGGGAAGAUGUCAUUUACAAAUUGACAAAUCGAUCGAAAGGACAUGAUAAAUAUACGGAUAUCCUCAAGAAGCACAUGCAAGACGCAAAGGAUCAAUAUUAUGAGACAAUGCACGAUAUGUCGAUACAUCAAAUAAUAGCUCUUAAAUGUGAAGAUGUAUGUAAUGAGAACUUGUCCACUAUUUCAUUGUACGAAAGGGAAAGAGAGUAUUCUAGUCGCACUGUGUUGGCUACAAACUUUUUAAGAAAUCGCUGCGCAAUCGCCAAACAAUAUUACUUGUCACAUCGACUUAUUAAAAACAUUGUAUUCAAAGCACAUCUUCUUCUACCAGAAAUAUUUUGCGACUUUGGACAUUAUCGCAAUCUUGAGUUUAUGGAUUUUGACAAAUUUCUUGCGUCAAUUGAAGCAAACUUAAAAAAAAGCGCACAUAUCAUUAUAACAUCAUAUUAUAAUGAAAUUGUACAGUCAUUUUGUCAACGUCGUUAUAUUCAGGAUGUACCGAAAAAUGCUUUAACACGCUUUUUCAAAUGUGCUACGACUCUUUUUGGUUUGCAAAUCGUCAAUCGAUCAAUUGAUACCAUCAAACAUUUGUUAAAUGUCCUUGCUGACCAAACAGCGAUGCCUUUAUUAAAGGCAAUUCCUUGAUAGAUGAACAGAAACCAUAGCUACUUACCACGGAGUAAGAGAAGAGGAGGACGAUUUCUGUGAAACCUUUGACUAUAUAAGUAUGGACUGGCAGUAGCUAACUUCAGACUAAGAUGUGUCGCGCCACCAUUGACCAAUUGAGAAAUUGAAGAACUAAAAUAACGUUAAGGCUGCGUUCAGAAACGUCACCCGAGUGUUCUUGGGUAUUAUUCUAUCCUUGUCUUACAUUCAACGAACAACGCUCUUUGGUCGAUGGAGCGGAGCCUAAAUCUCGGAGAUUAUGUUGGUUACGGAUUUCAGUACAGAAGUGAAUGGGAAAAGUGGGGCACGGCAGUUCAUACUUAUAUAGUCAAAGUGUGAAACAAAAGUGGUCCCAUUUUUAGACUCCUAAUUAGGAGUAUGUCCGCUGAAAAAAAUGGAUUCUUAUCUAUGGCUGCCAUUUGCAAUAAUUAACCUUACUUGAUCAGUCCGACUGUGUCUCUGUUUAUUUACCUGUGCAUUUGUAUUGUUAAAUCAUGUAUUGGAUACUACAAAAGGUGGAAAAAAGAUGCUUCCAAAAAGGAAAGCCUUUUACAACUUUUACAGCUUACAAGGAAAAAAUGUUCAAUAAUUGGUGUGAUAGUGCUGCAAAAGAUGUUAAACUUAAUACUUUUAGCAAAACAAGUCACAUCUGCGAGUUAUAUUUUCAGAAAAAUGACAU
This is a messenger RNA of Monomorium pharaonis (pharaoh ant), 1612 nucleotides long. RefSeq lists its product as uncharacterized. The transcript is spliced from 5 exons. The coding region runs from base 22 to 912 and encodes 296 amino acids. The record is from RefSeq and is a predicted model, not a curated record. NCBI's taxonomy places the organism in Eukaryota, Metazoa, Arthropoda, Insecta, Hymenoptera, Formicidae.